AGAAUUUAUAUGUAAAUAUUUUAUAAGAAAAGAAUAAAUAUAAGAAAUGUCAGUAAAUAUGAAUAAAAGAAAACUUAACGAUGAAAUGGACAAUAAACCUACGAGGGUUUUAUCAAGAUUUAAAUCUGACACUGGAGAAAUUCUUUCAGGUGGUUUGUUGGAUUUACCAGUUAAUAUCACGGUAAAUAAACUUCAAGCAAUUUGUAAUGCUUUACUACAACAUGAAGAACCAGUGCCACUGGCAUUCUAUGUAAAUAAUAUAGAGAUUACGGAUACAUUAGAAAAAAAUAUAGAAAAAAAUUUUAGUAUCAGUGAAAAUGUUCUUGAAAUUAUAUAUCAACCUCAAGCAAUUUUUAAAGUUAAAGCCGUAACAAGAUGUACUGGAUCAUUAGAAGGGCAUAAAGAAGCUGUUAUAUCAGUUGCUUUUUCACCUGAUGGAAAAUAUUUAGCAAGUGGUUCUGGAGAUACUACUGUACGAUUUUGGGAUAUUUAUACACAAACUCCAUAUUACACCUGCGAAGGGCAUAAACAUUGGGUUUUAUGUAUUUCCUGGUCACCAUGCGGUAAUAAAUUGGUUUCAGCUUGUAAAAAUGGCAUGAUUUUACAAUGGGAUCCAAAAACAGGAAAACAAGUUGGCAAAACAAUGAUUGGACAUAAAAUGUGGGUAACAUCCUUAAGUUGGGAACCUUAUCAUAGGAAUCCAGAUUGUAGAUAUUUAAUAAGUGCCUCUAAAGAUUGUGACUUAAGAAUAUGGGAUACAACAUUUAGUCAAACAAUACGUGUUCUUUCUGGCCAUACAAGAAGUGUUACUUGUGUUAAAUGGGGAGGUAGUGGUCUCAUAUAUUCUGCUUCUCAAGAUAGGACUAUCAGAGUAUGGAGAGCUGAAGAUGGAAUACUAUGCAGAACACUUGAAGGUCAUGGUCAUUGGGUAAACACAUUGGCAUUGAAUGUAGAUUAUGUACUUAGGACUGGUCCUUUUCAAUUGAGUAAUACAAAAGACAAAAUUGAGAAUCCUUUAGAGUAUGCAAAGAAACAAUAUACUUCAGUAGGUGAAGAAAAGCUUGUUUCUGGUUCAGAUGACUUUACAUUAUUUUUAUGGAAACCAGAAAAAGAAAAGAAGCCUAUUGCAAGGAUGACAGGUCAUCAGCAAUUGAUAAAUGAUGUCAAAUUCUCACCGGAUGGUCGUAUAAUUGCAUCAGCAUCUUUUGAUAAAUCAAUAAAACUAUGGGAUUCAAAUACUGGCAAUUAUAUAGCAUCAUUGAGGGGUCAUGUACAAGCUGUUUAUUCUAUUACAUGGAGUGCAGACUCACGUUUACUACUCAGUGGUAGCGCUGAUUCAACAUUAAAAGUAUGGAGUAUGAAAACAAAAAAAUUGUACGAGGAUUUGCCUGGACAUGCUGAUGAAGUUUAUGCUGUAGAUUGGUCUCCUGAUGGUCUUCGCGUUGCGUCAGGUGGAAAAGAUAAAGUUUUAAAAUUAUGGCAAAACUAAUAUUAAACAUUAAAAAAGAAAAUAAUUAUAUA
This is a messenger RNA of Vespula pensylvanica (western yellowjacket), 1521 nucleotides long. RefSeq names its product notchless protein homolog 1 (gene Nle). NCBI's taxonomy places the organism in Eukaryota, Metazoa, Arthropoda, Insecta, Hymenoptera, Vespidae. The transcript has 6 exons. The record is from RefSeq and is a predicted model, not a curated record. Bases 47 to 1489 code for a protein of 480 amino acids. Gene Ontology annotation, cellular component: nucleolus. Gene Ontology annotation, molecular function: protein binding. Gene Ontology annotation, biological process: Notch signaling pathway; ribosomal large subunit assembly.